Messenger RNA from Pungitius pungitius (ninespine stickleback), 2085 nucleotides. It is a transcript of the gene ctsc, whose product is annotated as cathepsin C. Gene Ontology annotation, molecular function: cysteine-type endopeptidase activity. The transcript is spliced from 8 exons. NCBI's taxonomy places the organism in Eukaryota, Metazoa, Chordata, Actinopteri, Perciformes, Gasterosteidae. Gene Ontology annotation, cellular component: lysosome. The record is from RefSeq and is a predicted model, not a curated record. Bases 258 to 1628 code for a protein of 456 amino acids.
GAAAAAAAAAAAGUUCCAGUUUGCAUUAAUCAGCGGGCAGAGGACUUGAGAGGGGGGCGGGAGAAAGGAGAAGUUAACGUGUUAAAAGGUAGCGCAGAAAAGUUAGCUCGGUCAACUUUAACUAGACGACGAACUAACAGCAGCUUUGUUUUUAUUUUUAUUUUUUUGGGGUGGGGGGGCUGUACCUCUCUCUCUGUGUGUGUGUGUGUGUGUGUGUGUGUGUGUGUGUUUACGCUGCCGCGCUGAGCUGCGUGUGAAUGAUGAGGCUAAGCGGCGUGCUCGUGUGCGUGCUCCUGCUUUGGGCUGAAGGGUGCUGGGGUGACACACCGGCCAACUGCACCUACGAGGACCUGCGGGGGACCUGGGUGUUCCAGCUGUCCAAAGGAGGACGAGACCACACCGUCAACUGCUCCGCGGAAGCCACAGGUGAGAGCACGUUCACCGUGUCCCUGGAGAAGCUUUCUGUAGCCAAAGAUGAGCUCGGGAACAGCGGCUUCUUCACCCUCGUCUACAACCAGGGCUUUGAAGUGGUCAUUAACGGGUACAAAUGGUUCGCCUUCUUCAAGUACACCGAGGACGGCCCUAAGGUGACCAGCCUCUGUGACCAGACCUUGCCCGGUUGGGUCCAUGAUGUUCUGGGACACAACUGGGCCUGUUUUGUGGGGAAGAAAGUGACAUCGGUGCCACCCAAAACCGAUUACAAACCCCUCUUCAGCAGCGGGCUCCUCCAGAAGCCGUACAAGAACAACAUGGACUUUCUUGAUGCCAUCAACUCUGUUCAGAAAUCCUGGAAGGCCGCGUCCUACCCGGAGCAUGAGAUGUACACUCUGAAGCAACUGCACCAUCGACAUGGGGGCCCCGCCUCCCGUGGCCCCUUGCGCGUUCGCACUACGCCUGCUCAAGCUGGCGAAGCCAAGAUGGCGGCGGGUCUGCCCGAGCGCUGGGAUUGGAGAGACGUUGGCGGAGUGAACUUCGUCAGCCCCGUGCGCAACCAAGCGUCGUGUGGAAGCUGCUACUCCUUUUCCACGAUGGGAAUGUUGGAAGCUCGGGUUCGAAUCCUCACCAACAACAGCGACGCUCCCGUCCUCAGCCCGCAACAAGUGGUCUCCUGCUCCCAGUACUCUCAAGGUUGCGAUGGUGGGUUCCCGUACCUGAUAGGGAAGUAUGUUCAGGACUUUGGCAUCGUGGAUGAGUCGUGCUACCCGUACACGGCGAAGGACUCUCCGUGCGGCGUUCCUCAAAACUGCCGCCGCAUCUACGCCGCAGACUACUACUACGUUGGUGGAUUCUAUGGCGGCUGCAGUGAGAUAGCCAUGAUGUUGGAGCUGGUCAAGAAUGGACCCGUUGGAGUGGCUUUCGAGGUCUACCCCGACUUCAUGCACUACAAGGAGGGCAUCUACCACCACACGGGCCUCAGAGACCCCUUCAAUCCCUUCGAGCUGACCAACCAUGCCGUGCUGCUGGUGGGCUACGGCCGCUGCCACAAGACCGGACAGAAGUACUGGAUAGUGAAGAACAGCUGGGGCACAGGCUGGGGCGAGGGCGGCUACUUCCGCAUCCGCAGGGGCAGCGACGAGUGCUCCAUCGAGAGCAUCGCGGUCGCCGCCAACCCGAUCCCCAAACUGUAGAGGCUGUACCCCCCCCCCCCCCCCUCCCCCCAGCAUGAGAGGACCGCCUUUCUCCAUCUCCUCAAUCACCGAUGAGCUGACUUUGAAUGAUUUUAAAUUUGAGCUGAAGCUGCCGAAUCAAGUUUUUGAAUCCAAGGGCAUCGGUGCAUAAUGCGCUGUGUCAUCACUUAAAGGGUAUCGAGGUGCUGCGCUGUGAUUCUCUGACUCAGGGAAGCAACAGGGAAGAGUUGUAUUAUAGUCUCUCCUUGCAAAUUGAAACCGUGGCUGCCAUGUUUUAUUUUUUUGGGGGAUCAGCUCCCUGCGGAGCAUUUUAAUGGGAAUUCUUACUAAAUCAAUAAAGGGACAUCACUAUUUGUAGUGCCUUUUUAAUUGUGAUUUGCACCGUUACAAACGCAUUUCCAAAUGACUUUUCUAUGUAUGUGAAAAAGCUGGAGUCCAAAUAAACGUUUCUCUGGUA